AGGCCGAGUCUCCGUCGCCUGUUUAAGACUUGAUUCAGAGUCGUUUGUGAAAAUCCCUGAGGGCUGGGAACGCGGUGGGAACGGUGGGACGCAGCAGCUUUUCAGUGUGUUAAUAGCAGCUUGUUUUUCAUUUUAUUUUGCACUAUUCUGGUUUCUGUUUAUUGCAGAGACUCUCGCGACAAGCUGGGACAGCAGCGUUUCUAUCGGCAGGGUGUUGUGUGUGUGCCGACAGGCAGAGUCACAGUCACUGAGUCUUGUGGGACCAGCAUGAGAUGUGGAGCUUCUUUGAGGAGAAUUUCUUGCAUCUGUUGACUCUUGUGGCUGGGGUUUUUCAUUUGGGAGGAGUCUUUCCCGUGUCUGCCUUCUCUGUAGCAAGCAAAAGUGUCAAGAAGACUGUUGGCCAUUACAGCAUUGUGUGCUGAAAGUAUUUUUGUGACAGAGCAGAGAAUGCACAUCACCAUUUUGCAAAGGAGACAAUAAUCCUAAGAGAGGCUUUCAUUGCCUGCUGAUCUCAGGUGGGGAAACUGCAUUUUUCCACUGGCUGCUGGGCUGCCCAGGAGAGUCUGACGUUUGACUCUUUGCUUCUCUUUUUAAAUUCUUACCACAACCAACAAGGUCUGAAGAAAGAGGUUAAUUUGAGGCUCUAAUUGUGACAGGACAACCUUGUAUUCCUCUUUCACCCAGAUCUGAUAACUUUAUCAAAACAAUGCAAAAUUCUAGAGUUGAGAAUGGGUAAAAAGGCUUUGUCCAGGAUUCACAAAUGACAGUAGCAGUCACAGAUGACUUUUUUGCUUCAACAUAUACAUAAUUUCUCUUCUGAUUGUAUCUGGUUCAAAGAUGCUACUGUCUCCCUUUGCAUGUUGGACUCUGCUGCUGUGGAAGAAAAAUGCACUGUAAAGGCAGAUGAACCAGAAGAAAUUAAAAAGUCUUGUUGGAUUUUAUCAAGUAAGAUGAUAGUGUAUUCACACAGCAAUCACUAUGUUGUGGAGUGCAAAGGUGCUCGUAGUCCUUGGACAGCAUUUCUGAUCCCUCACCUGUGUUCCUAGGACAAUAUCUCAGUGUGUUGCCUGUGCUGGUGGUCCCUCUGGUCAAACAGAUGGUGAAUGGUGAGCUGUUAAGCAGCGAGCUGCAAGGCUGGAGGGAGCCAGGCUGCAGGAUCCUGGGGUUAGUGCUGAUCCUCAGGAGUUGGUUAGUUGUCCUGUGUGUUUGCUCUGAGCUCUGGUGGGUAGGAAUGAGGACUCCUGACAGCCAAGGGGGUGUUGGUGAUGUGCUGCGAUGGCUUCCAUGGGACAUGGGAAAAGGUGGCCUGAGAAGAAAGCAGCGUGUUUUCCCUACAUUCGUUCUGUCUGCAGCUCCCACGUGUAUUGAGGCAAAGCCUUUGAGGAAAGGGUUCCUGGAAGAACGUCCAAGGUCAUUAAGAAUGGCUACUUAGUUGUCUCCUUGUGCUUCUGACAGUUUCCCAGAGAAACAAAGGCAGUUUGAAGGCGUGCUGUAUAUCUGAAGUGUUUUGGUAGGGAGAGACUUGGACAAGUUUAUGUAGAGCUGUGUGUGGAGGAGGCUCCUUGCAGAGAGCUAAGCAGCAGCCUUUGCUUCCAAGUGUGUGUUUUGUGUCUGUUAAAGCAGGCAUCCUCCUCUUUUGGGCUUUGAAGCCUGUGAUGACAGGGCAGGGAACACUUGGCUUGGGAUACGUGUUCCUCUCCUUAUGGAUAUCAAAGAGGGUCCAAGCAAGAGAAGUCUGGCUGUGGGAGCCCCGUUGUGGCAGCAAGCUCCAUAAAUAAACAGCAAGUAGGUGUGUGCUUAUGCUAGGAGUACAGUGACAUGUAUUUUCAAACAGUGUACUUGCUGCCUGUAAAAAAUGGAUUGCUGGUCCCAGGCUCUGGGAAUCAGAGGUGGGGAGCAAAUGUGACCAAUAUUUUCCUGUCUGGUAGAUGGAAGGUGCGGUAGUUGUCUUCCUGGUGAGUUGUCAUGUGCACAGAGUAAAACAGUCUGUAUAAAUCUAACCUUGUUUCUCAACCUCAAACUGGCCUGGGCAGCAACUGAAGAAAUGUGCUGGGAAAUAGCACAGCUUCUGCCAGUAAGGGGCCAGUGAACGAGAACGGAAACAAGAGGUCCACAUCAGGAGGAAAGACAUUUUUCACUUGGGAGAUCUGAGUGAGAAGGAGAGCAAACAGAGUCAGGGAGUGUAUUGUCCAGAUCUGUGUGGACAGUCUCUUGCAUCCAAGAGAUGCAAGAUUAACAUCCAGGGAUGUUAAUGCUGGGAUCUGGAAAAGAUGGUAUGCUGGAGGGGGAGGUUUCUGUGAUGCUGUGCCUCAGAGAUUCUUGGUUGACGCUGAUAAUUGAGGAAGUCAAAUCUGUUGUCUUGGACAAGAUGUUACUCUGACUUUGUAAAUCCCAGGCCAUGUUGUAUGCAUUCUGAUACUGAUGCUCUUUUUGUCUGUAUUUUGCUGACUGGAUGCCAUUCUGCUCCUAGCUGGCUGAUAGAACUCAUGCAGGCUUGUUGAGCAGUCUUUUGUUCAGCAAUGAAGAACAGACUUUCAUUCGUGUGGGACUCCCAUUUAAGUGUUUGUGUUUAGGUGAUCCUGAAGUAGGGGAUCUGUAGUAUGUACAGAAACACAAGAGUGGGACAAAAAUGAGUUUUCCCUUGCUGUCCCCAUCCUGUCUCCAGGAAAUCCGGUUCUGUUACCAGUUUUCCAUGUGUUCGAGUCCUGUGUGAAAAGCACGUGUGGCUGGGCUGCAAGAGCAAGACGGCAGGAUGUUGUCGAGACCAAAGCCUGGGGAGUCCGAGGCAGACCUGCUGCGCUUCCAGAACCAGUUCCUGGCAGCCAGAGCUUGUCCUGCAGUGAAGAUUGUGAAGAAGGCAGACAAGAGGAAAGGGAAGGAAGGGAGCACAGAUGCUGAGAGACCACCGCUACAGGAUGACAGCAAAGAUGUGGUCAUGUUGGAUGGUUUUCCUGAUACUCUCCCUACUCUAACUCCAGCUCCUCCAAAAAAGUCCAAAAGUGCUAGUGUCCACUUUGAGGAUGAAGAUCCAGAGGAAAGAUUGGAGAGUCAUGAUCGACACAUUACAGCUGUCUUCAGCAAAAUUAUUGAACGAGAUACAAGUGCACAAGCAGUGACCAUGCCAGUGCCCACGGGAGACCCCUUUCCAAGGACAUUUCACCGCUCUGAGAUAAAAAGUGAGGUGCAGCUGGGAUCUGGAAGAAAAAGCAUCUUUGCACAGAAGAUGGCAGCGAAAAGAGCUGCUGAAAAGGCAGCGACAGCUCCCUCUGCUGCCGAGUGCGUGCAAGUGAGAUCAGCUGCUCCGGAUGCCUUGGAUCCUGUGGGAUCCGCGGGAGAGCCACCUCUCUUCAGCAUCAGGGAUGAUAAAGAUGGUGACUUUUUGACCUCUCAGCGUCCUUGUCUCAUAACGGGAGAGGGUCUUGGAAGCCAAAAGAGUGAGCAGGAGGCUCAAGCUAUUCACAAAGAGAACUUGGAGAAGCUGCAGUCCAUGUCUGAAGAAGAGAUCCUGCAGGAGCAGGCGAAGCUUCUGGCUCAGCUGGAUCCCAGUUUAGUUGCUUUCUUGAAAUCACAACGUGGUAACAAUGAAGGCCAGAAAAAGGAAUUAAAAAUGGAACUGAACAGACCGGAGGAGUUUUUGGAAUCUCUGCCUGUGGCGCAGCAUGGUGUAAGAUCAUCUCUUUCCAUGCAGGAGUCAGAUAUGGAAGAACAUGUAAGAAAGGAAGAAAAUACGAAGGUAGAAAUCAUGGAUGAUGAUCUACCUGUGAAGCCCAGGAAGGAGUGGAUUCACAUGGACAACGUAGAGUUUGAGAAGCUGGAAUGGAUGAAAGAUUUGCCCUCACCUCGGCAGAGGAAAACCAAAAAGGGGAUGCAAGCUCGAUUCAGUUUAAAAGGAGAAUUGAUUCCUGCAGAUGCUGAUUUGCCAACACAUCUAGGCUUGCACCACCAUGGAGAAGAGGCAGAGAGAGCUGGUUAUUCUUUGCAAGAGCUCUUUCAUCUUUCUCGCAGCCAAGUGACACAGCAGAGGACGCUGGCUCUACAGGUAUUAGGUCGUAUUGUUCAAAGGGCCAGGGCUGGAGAGUUUGCUUCCUCAUUGAAGGGCAGCAUUCUGCGUCUGCUGCUUGAUGCUGGCUUUCUCUUCUUGCUGCGCUUCUCGCUGGAUGAUGCAGUGGAAAAUGUCAUGGCAGCAUCUGUUGGUGCUCUGCGGGCUCUGCUGGUGUCACUUGAUGAUGAGAAAUAUCUUGACUGGACUUUCUCAUGGUACCAAGGGAUGGCUGCAUUCCCCUUUGUCCCUAACAAUGAGGAGGAAGAAGAAGAGGAAGAGGAAGAGUUAAAUGGAACAGAGAAAUCUCAGGAUAAAAAAUUAAAGGAUGAAAACAAGCCAGACCCAGAUGUGGCCCGAUAUGAUGUUGUAAAAGGACUUUUGAAGACAAGGAUCCAGCACCGGCUGAGGUACAUCUUAGAGGUGGUACGACCUGUUCCAACAGUAGUCCUGGAUGUACUGCACAUCCUCACCCAUAUAGCAAGGCACUCCUCUGAAGCGUGCAGCCAGGUAAAUCUCCCACUGUUUAGGAGCUUGGGAACAACAGAGGAAGAUUUGGAAAGGGGAAGAAAGACCAGAUGGAGUAAUGGCAAGGAGAUCAGACAAACUUGUCUGUUCUGCAUGUCUGCUAUGAAGUUCAUCAGGGUGUUGGCAUCUGGAGGCCGAAAUGCAACAGCCAGGCUGCUGAACAAAUUUGAAAUGAAGAGUCGGUUAAGUCGCUUUAUCGCUGAAGACCCUCUGGAUCUGCCCCUGCCGAAGGAGGAGGCCGUGAGGCUGAGCACCGAAGCCUUCCGGCUGUGGGCUGUGGCUGCUGGCUACGGGCAGGCCUGCGACCUCUACAGUGAUCUCUACCCUGUGCUGGUGAGGAUACUGCAGUCCCUUCCCGAGUUGCUCAUCGGGGAGAGCCCUGUGGUUGAGUUGUCUGUGCAGCGAGCUGCAGCAGUGGUUACUCUGUUGACACAUGUGACACAAACAGCGGGAUACACAGGAGAGCUGCAGGCCAAGUUGAGCAGCAAUGACUCAGAAGAUAGUGAACCAAUUCCACCUCCUCCAGUAGCAUGGAAUCAAGUGUCAGGCUUACAACCCUUCCUUGAGAGAAGUCUGAAAAAAAUCCUUCCGCAGAUAUCCCAGACAGAAACUUGGCAAACUCUCCAGCCUCUGACCACAGCUUGUGUGAUCUUCCUGGGAGUUUAUUACAGUGCUUACAGCCAACAGCCAUCAGUCAAUCCAGUUGACUGCUUAGAGGAACUGGAACAUUUGACAUCGGAGAUGCUGCUGCCCCUUCUCAGCCAGCCAGCCAUAGAUAGCAUGUGGGAUUUGCUCAGGCCAUGUUCUGCUUUGUGCAACCCUCUGUCCUGUUCCUCGGCACCGGAAUCCGUCGGCAGCAUUGCAUCUCUGAGCUGCACUGGAGGAAAACCUCCUUUGAGCCUGCUUGGCUCCAAGUCACCUUUCCCCUUUCUCACUGCCCUCUUAUUUCUCAUCAAUAACCUCACUCACAUUCACAAGGGCCUGACCAGCAAGUACAGCUCUGUGCUGGGCUUCAGAGGCUUGAAGGAUUAUCUGCAUCAAAGCUGGCAGACUGGACCUCCCUCUGUGACUCCCUCAUCUGCGUGGAUCCUACGCCAUGAAUAUCACCUGCAGUACUUUGUGUUAGCGUUGGCUCGGAGAAUGGCAGGCACUUGUCCGGAUUACACCCAGCAUGCCUCACUCCAUCACUGUGUUGCCAUGGCAUUGCUAAGCCGUCUGUUGCCAGGGAGUGAGCAUCUGGCUCAUGAGGUCCUACUGGAUCUUGCCUUUAAUCCAGAGUUUCUUCCUGAAGGGAAAGCUGGUGGGCCAGAAGCAGCUGACUUCUCUGAUAUUCUGCAUCUGGGUACCAGUGCCAAACUGGCACAGCCUGGCUCGGCAGCAGCAUUUCUUCCCAAGGUUACUCGUGGUGCCCUGCUGAGAGAAUCAUACCAGAAUCUGCCUUCCAUUCGUUCCUGCUACCUCUCUCACUUUGUCCUCUUGCAGCCCACCCUUACGCGUUCUCAGGUGUUCUACCAAGGGCGGAAUUACCUCAUCCAGUCAAUGCUGCUUCCUGAGGUCAAAGGGCCCAUCCUGCCUUCAGACUGGCCGUUCUUUCCACUUAUCAGCCUCUACAACAAAGUGACUAAUGCAGAGACACGUGGGGCUGUACUGAACUCUCUCCCACUUGAUCUCAUCAACACUGUGACCUGGAACCUGCAGUGGGUCUUGUUGCUGGAAACCUGGCGUCCUAAAAUCCUUCAGAGCAUCCCGACUGCUGCCAAACUUGCACGGCUUAUGUGUGUCUUCCUCACUGGCAGUGACCUCUUUCUAGAAGCACCAAUUCACCGCUAUACAGCUGCCCUUCUCUCUGUGUAUUGCCAACCCAAGGCCCUGGACUCCCUGAACUUGGAUGCUCCUCUCCCUGGUUUGGCGUCCUUCCAUGAUCUCUAUAUAAGUCUCCUGGAGCAAUUUGAGGGCGUCUCCUUUGGAGAUCCACUCUUUGGAGUCUUUGUUCUUCUUCCUCUACAGAAGCGUUUCAGUGUUCAUCUGCGUCUCUCUGUUUUUGGGGAGCACACAAAUAUCCUGCGGGCGCUGGGAGUGCCAUUACAGCAGUUUCCUGUGCCUCUUGAGCGCUACGUUUCCCCUCCUGAGGAUAACCUGAACCUCCUGCGACUCUACUUCCGAACGCUGGUCACUGGUGCGCUGCGCCACACCUGGUGCCCUGUGCUGUACGUGGUGGCCGUGGCUCACGUGAACAGUUUUAUUUUCUCCCAAGAAAACACAACACAGGAGAUAGACGCUGCUCGGAAAAGCAUGCUGCGGAAGACGUGGCUGUUGGUGGAUGAGAACUUGAAAAAGCACCUGCUGUACUACAGACUGCUGAAUGCAGAGAGUCCUCUGGGAUUUGACCUUUAUGAACAGCUCCCUCCCGUGCGGCUGAAGUACCUGCAGAUAGUGACACAGAAAGAAAUUACAGAGAAUGCACCAGCAUUAGACUCAUAGCAAAGCACUUGUGCAAGAAGAGUGCCAAGGUGAAGAGCGGAAAAGCUCAGUUUAUACUUCACUGAUGAAGUGAAGUGAAAUUACUUGCAGUUCAAAUGGUUUUAGUCUUACCUGGACACUCUUGGCAUCUUUGCCUAGUGAAGCACUGAUGAAUGCUCCCAGCCCUGCAGAGCAACAUGCAUGUUGUCAGGAAAUGACAGCAUGUGUUUGUGUGGCCUCUCUGUGAUGGGUGUUGGAGCAUUUUCCUCCAUUCUCCUUCAAGUUGUUCUGCUUCUUCCCAGAGGAGGUGAGAAUGUGUCUGAAAGGCUCUGGACCGUUGAAUAAACUGAAGGAACUGGAAAAGCUGUUUUGUCCAGUCAGGCUGGAAACUGGGUUCUCAAGAUAAUGUCUGUUUUCUCCAUAUCCUUCCAUUGCUUUUUUUGUAUUUUGAAUGGUCCUUUCCUCACACUCUAUACCCUGCAAACAGAAUGACAGUAUGACAGAGAGGAAUCUCAUCCUGAGAGGUAGUUUUUAACAUAUACAUACAAGCAGUUUCUCCAAGAUAGUGUUUUGUGCAUACACUCACUCAGUAACACAGAUGUAUUGUGUUAAACCUUUAAGAAAUAUGAGUUCCUAGUGCAGUCGUAUGAACACUGAAUAUCCUCCCUUGGCUGUCUUUUGGAUGGUCUCUAAACUGGUUUCUUUUCUCCCUUAAUUUGGUUACAUGUAUAACAAGAUCAAAAAUAAUUUCUUUUCAGGCCAGAAUGCAUGGCAGUAACUACCCCUCAUUAGAGAAAAAAAAAAUAGUAUCUGCUUGUUUAAUUAGAAUAUGUAUUGGUUGCCCUCUGAGGAGAAUGCAGUUUAAAUUUUGAAGUGGAGUUUCCUAGCUCAAACCUAAUUUUAAAAAUGUCUAAUUUGAUCCCACUUCUACAUCCAAAUUCUGAAUUGCAGCCUCAGACACAAAGGCUGUGAAUAUAGAUCCCUAAAAGGUUCAUUCCAAGUGCCACAUCAAGUCCAGAAUUUUCUCUAGGUAUAUGAUCUCACUGGAUGUUUCCUUUAUACUUUCACAUGGUCAUUCUGGCAGGCUUUUCUUUGGAGAACUUGACUUUUAUGAACAAAACUUUUUAAAGAGAUUUCUGAUGUUUUUAUGAAUAAAUUGCUAUGGAGUUUGCAGGGUGAUGCCUGGUCUGAGGAGCUCAGCCUCUGUUUUUACCUAACAAAGAGGUCAAGCUAGCUUCCCUCUGAAGAAACCACAGCUGUAAUUAACCUUGCUCCACUGAAUGUCCCAACAGGAGUGUGAAUCAGUGUUAAUAGGCCCACUUUAAAUGUCUUCAAUUGUUCACACAAGAAACAAAUUCCAGACAGCAACUCAAAUGAAUCAAAGAAUCGUUGAGUUUGGAAAAGACCUUGUGUCCAACCAUAAUACAAUAUCUUUCUUUCACCUGACAGUAGUGUGUUGCUGCCCCCUCAAAUGCCUGCAUAAUCACAUAGGGCUUAGGGCAUUUGUGACUGAUGCUUUGUAUUGGCAGUUUUCUAAGUGUUCCAGUCCCCUUCCUUAGGUUGCCAGAAAAUAGUCAGUUUCAUCUUUCUUUCCCUUAUUUUAGAGGGAAAAUGAGCAAAAGUGGUAUUUCCUCCCAAUCUCUUUUUCUUUUCUUCCCUUUUGAUCUGUGGUUUCCAUCUGCAGCAGAUCAAUGUCAUGUAAAAUAACAAAAGCACAGCUAACACGAUUCUUUUUUAUUGUUAAUUACUUUAAAAGUAUUUGAUGUGAUUAAAAGUUUAAUCAAAGUCAUUCAAGCUUUAAUCUGUCUGGUGAGAGCCCAGCAGUUGUCUUUCAGAGAAUGAAUGGUAAAAUUUAAGGACUCCUAGCUGCCCAUUUAAGAGCACUCCUUCAAGGACUUUACCUUUUGCUUUUCAGUCCUCCAGUUAUAAAAUCUCUUCCAGUCCUUUUGGAAUGCAAAGUUGAAUUUUGUAAUGUGUACAGGAUGUAAAUAAAUAUUUUGAUAGCUCUGCAGGUGUUUUUUUGAACUAUGA
Molecule: messenger RNA, 9058 nt
Organism: Cyanistes caeruleus (blue tit)
Lineage: Eukaryota; Metazoa; Chordata; Aves; Passeriformes; Paridae
Source: RefSeq, a predicted model, not a curated record